AUGACGGAACCAACAACAACGAAAAAGAGGGGUAGACCUGGACGGCCACGGAAGAAUAAUAGCAGUAAUACAGUUUCCAACUCAAAUUUUAUGGUCGCUCAUGAAGAACAGAUUAGUUUUACGCAUAACAGUCGAGAUCAGCAAGAACAUCAAGUAACUGAUGUUACCAGUAAUAGUGAACAAAUUUAUCACAUUAAUCGUUUCGAGCCGCUAAAUAUUAUUGAAACAAGUACAGUAACAAACGGCAAAAACCGCAGUGAUGAUAUUCUUAGCGAUAACAUUAUACAGGAAGCUACUGAAAGCAGCAAUAGUAGCCUGACACCACAGCAGCAGCACGGACAGAUGAACUCCGAUGAAGCUUCUUUUGCUCUAGAACAACAUAUCAAAUUUGAUACAGAUACCACCAACACGAUGAUACCCACAGCAAAGCUCAGAUUACCCAAGGUACACUACGAAAUAAUCAAAAAUGAAGAUGCAACGCGUUCGUUAUUACUAAAAGAUGAUACCGAGAGAGAUGGAAAUGAAGCAGUUCAUUUACAACAGCAACAGGCGCAAGAAGAACAGUUAUUAGCAACUAUGCAACUGCAACAGCAGCAGCAACAACAAAAUGAUUAUGACUUCUACAAUUACUUAUACAGAAAGAAGAAAACAAACGAAUUAUUGUUCGAGAAACCGAAGCGACAUUAUAUUCAUCACCGACCGCCAUCGGACACGGAAUUAUACAACUUGAUAGAAUAUGAUAUGGAUGAACAAGAUUUUUACUGGCUACAGACGUACAAUAAAGAAGUAAGAAGAAAAGAGAAGCUGGGGGAUCUCUCACCUUUAUUGUUUGAGGCUAUUAUGGACAAGUUGGAGAAAGAAUGGUUCAAUCUUAUCAAAGAUAUACCGUCUCGGCUUGUGGCAUAUAACCAAUGUCAUCAUCUCACGAAUUCAAUGCGGUAUCAAGACUCUUCUCUACAGCAUAGCCAUCAGAAAAAUCAGACAGCUGAUGAUGAUAAAGGAUCCAUGUCCAGUGAAGAGGAUUCUGCUUGCGCCGUAUGUGAUGAUACCGAGGUUGAAAACAGUAAUGCUAUUGUUUUUUGCGAUGGAUGUAACGUUGCUGUUCAUCAAGACUGUUAUGGUAUCCCUUAUAUACCGGAAGGUCAAUGGCUAUGUAAGAAAUGCAGUGUGCUAUCACCUGAAGCAGAUGUUUCAUGUAUAUUUUGUCCGAAUAAGGGAGGAGCCUUCAAACAAACCACUUCAGGCGACUGGGGACAUGUAUUAUGCGCCAUAUGGAUACCGGAGGUCAACGUUCAAAACCCUAUCUAUAUGGAACCGAUUGAUGAUGUUGAUAAAAUUCCAAAAAGUCGUUGGAAGCUGACGUGCUCGAUUUGCCGUAUCAAACAAGGCGCUUGUAUUCAGUGCGAUAAUAGACAUUGCUUUACGGCAUUUCACGUGACAUGCGCAAAGUCAGCCAAGUUAUGUAUGAGAAUUCAUACACAUGCAAACCAAACAGAAGGUGUGCUACUAAAAGCAUACUGUGAAAAACACACACCGAAGGAUUAUCUAUUAUCAAACCGAGAGGAUGGAGAUCAAGAAGCGGGAUGUGAGGAUCAAAUACUACAUGAGACAGAAGACGAGAUCGUCGAAAAGACGGGAUAUUCUGGCUUGCAAGAUAAUAAUCAACAGCGAAUGAUUCAUAAACCAACUACUACUUAUGCUUUUGGAAGAAGAAAUGGAACUGGGAGAGGGAGUAACCAAAAAGUUACUGCGUACGAUCGUAGUAACAACAGGAAGCAAUUGGAACAGCAGACCUCUAUUGAGAGAGAUACAACAGAGAUUACUCAUAAUAAGCUGAUACGUGCGUUUCAACAGCAUUAUUCAAGGGGCGUACCUGUUGCUCCAGAUUUUAUCUUGGACAAGAUUAAUAAUUUAGAAUGUGUACGAAGUUCAGGUAUAAGAAGAAGACCUCAGGUAGUAACCGAUAUCGCGCACUAUUGGUCUUUGAAAAGGGAAACAAGAAAAGGCGCACCAUUGCUGAAGCGACUACAAGUAGAGCCAUGGAGUACAGUUCCACGAUUUACGCCAGAAGACAUUUUGAUCCGCCAUUCGCUUCUUACACAGUUACGAGAUGAUCUCGAUGAUGUCAGAUAUUUGGCUGAACAAGUGCAAUAUAGAGAGCAACUCAAACUUGAGAGAACUCAGCAUCAACAGACCUAUCUGACUAUGAUAUUGGACCCCCUUUACUAUGUCAUACAGCCCAUCUUGACGAAAUUCAAAAACCUUGAUCAAAAAAAGAAAGCCUUUUGGUACCCGGUCACAGAGAAAGAAGCACCUGAUUAUCAUACUGUGAUUCAGCAACCUAUGUCAUUCUACGAUAUUGAGGAAAAGGUCGAGAAUCAUCUUUACACAUGUUUAGAUGAAUUUAAGAAAGAUAUGUCACUCAUUUGGGAAAAUUGUAUGAAAUACAAUUCGAAGAAUUCAAGCUAUCAUAAGUUGGCUAUGAAAUUAAAAAGCGCCUCCGUAAAACUAUUUCAAACAGCAGAUGAGAAGUUGCAAUAUGUUGAUAUAAUCAAUGGAGAAGAAAAUAAAAUUUGGAAUGAAGCAAUAGAUCAAAGCGUGUUUGAUUACCAAUUCCUGAAGGAGAAAAAGGAUAGACGGCCCGAAGAGAAGAAAGAAGCAAUAAAAAUGCGGAAAAUAGAGAAAGCCGAGGAGCAUCGCCGUCACGUCCAAGCAAGAACAGAGGGACGGAAGAGGGCUAAGUUAUUGCGGCAGCAACAACGGCAGCAACAAUUGGAAACUAACCACUCUAAGCAGCAAUAUGAUGGCCUUAAGGAUACAUCCAGUAACCUUACAGGAGAACUCGCAUCUAUUACAACUGCAGGAUACCCUUCAUCAAAAAUACAACCGCGAAAGCUUAGAUCUCGACAAACCAAACUGUUUGAAUAUAUUCAAAGUGCGAAACCCAACGACACACAAAAUCAAGCAUCUUCGGUUCACCAUUCUCCUCCAAUGCAUCAAGAAGUUCAGAAUUUAGAAGUACAACAAUCUCCACCGACGAGAGCUAUUAAUGCUACUUCCAAACAAAACGAACAAAAUACCAACACUACUAUCACUAUUACGAAUAACGCUCGAUGUACAACUGAUACAGGAGCACAUAAACAUUCAUCAUUUCAGCCUCCAUCUCCAACGGUAUUGAUACAACAGCCAAUAGGCAAUGUACUCGAAGCACCCGAAAGUGAAUCUUUAAAGUCAGCUUCACAUCAACAACAUAUGGAAAACAAAAUGGAUAUUCCACAUGCGGUAUCGCACAGCCCUAUCUUAGGAAACCUUCGAGUGACUCCUUCCGAGAUGAAUACCCUUAAUGCGCAAGUAGAAACGAGACAAGUACAGCAGCCGCUUGAGAAUUUAUCCUCAUCUAUCGAGCAUAUGCCGUCUCCUUCAGCAGAUCAUACGCACAAAAGUCAAGAAGGAGAGACACCAACACACAUGACAUUACCGAAGGCAUUACCUUCUCCAGCAUUCAUAUCAACAAACAAUUUAGAGGAGCAAUCGUCGCUGCGAGAUAUCCCAGCUCUCGACAUUCCGAAUGCUAUUGUACCAAGUACUACGUUUCCAAUUUUUGAUGCCUCAAAGAAUACUUCUGCUUCUGCUGGCCCAGCAACGAUGGUUACGAAUAACGGAUAUGCUAAAGCUGAAAGCAGCAGUGGUGGUCGGAAACGGCAACGCAGCGAAGAUGACUCUCAUACAACAUCUUCAUCAAACCCUUCCUCGACAAUAUCAUCGCCUGCUAACAAUACUACAAUAUUAUUUUCAUCAUCACAACACACUAACAGCACUUUUAAGGGCAAAAAAUCUAUACGCCGUGUCACGCGUAGUAUAGGCCUGCAAGCGAGUAUCGAAGAAUUGCGAAAACGAGCGAAAAUAUCACAUGAAGCUCAAGCAUUAGUUGCCUCUUACAAUGGUGUUUCUAACAUUGAAGAGUCCAUUGAGAAGAGUAAAAAAACAUACAAAGAAAACCGCAAAAUACACGCUCCUUUAGGUUGGGUCUACCUGAAAAGCGAAGAUGAGGAUGAAGAUGAAGAUAAUAGUGAAAUGGAUAUAAGUGCUAAAAAUCGCAAUAACACAGAUAUGAAUAUAGGAAGUUUAAGUAAAAGAAAUAACAAAAGAAUGGCAGAAGAAACGGAAGGCGACAGAGGCCAUAACGAAUAUAUAGAUGUUGAUAGAGUAUCUGAUGAUGAGCAAGAUAUUGCAGAGGAUGAUCAAACGAAAUUAGCGAAGCAGCAACAGAAAAAGCGAACUCGCGGGGGCAGAAAUGAGAUACCUAUACCGAACUUCAAACGAGGAGAGAUUAUUUGGGCCAAAGUGAAUGGCUUUCCUUCUCAUCCUGCGAAGUUUCUCAAUUACACGGACGAAGAAGCUGGUGAUAAAUUAGUUGCUAAUCGACGAUUUAACGGUGAUAUUCUUGUUGAAUUUUUAGAAGUUCCGGAGUCGCAUCGAUUUGGUUGGGUGGGUCGACGAACCAUCUGUGAAUUGGGGGAGAAUCCAGAGAUUGACAAGAAGAAAUUAGCAGAAGCUCUUCAGACGAAAAAUCCAAAGAGAAUUCAAGAGGCAAAGAAUGGCUAUCGAUGUGCAGGGCAAAUUUUAGGCUUAACAGAUACAGAAUCUAUUUUAGAGGCUAUUUUCAAUAACAAGCAGAAAUUAAAGAAGAAAAAGCAAAAACGUGUUUGA
This is a messenger RNA of Mycotypha africana, 4710 nucleotides long. RefSeq lists its product as uncharacterized. NCBI's taxonomy places the organism in Eukaryota, Fungi, Mucoromycota, Mucoromycetes, Mucorales, Mycotyphaceae. The record is from RefSeq and is a predicted model, not a curated record. Gene Ontology annotation, cellular component: MOZ/MORF histone acetyltransferase complex. Gene Ontology annotation, molecular function: protein binding. The coding region runs from base 1 to 4710 and encodes 1569 amino acids. The transcript has 5 exons. Gene Ontology annotation, biological process: regulation of transcription by RNA polymerase II.